This is a messenger RNA of Castor canadensis (American beaver), 2448 nucleotides long. It is a transcript of the gene Scp2, whose product is annotated as sterol carrier protein 2. Lineage: Eukaryota; Metazoa; Chordata; Mammalia; Rodentia; Castoridae. The record is from RefSeq and is a predicted model, not a curated record. Gene Ontology annotation, molecular function: acyltransferase activity, transferring groups other than amino-acyl groups.
UCGGCUCGCCUCAGUCGUCGCCUGCUGGUCCGGGUUCUCGGUCUCCCGGAGUCCGUGUCCGCUGUGGUCGUCAGCCCCGCUCCGGUAGAGCCAUGACUUCUUACGAGAGGAAGUCUCCGCGCCUGCGCCGGGUGUUCGUGGUGGGGGUUGGCUUGACCAAGUUCAUGAAGCCUGGAGCUAAGAAUUCAAGUGACUACCCUGAGAUGGCAAAAGAAGCAGGCCAGAAGGCAUUAGCUGAUGCACAGAUCCCUUAUUCAGCAGUGGAGCAGGCGUGUGUUGGCUACGUUUUUGGUGACUCUACCUGUGGACAGAGGGCUAUCUAUCACAGUUUGGGACUGACCGGAAUUCCUAUAAUCAAUGUUAACAACAACUGUGCUACUGGUUCUACUGCUUUGUUUAUGGCCCGACAACUGAUUCAGGGUGGUGUGGCCGAUUGUACCUUGGCUCUUGGGUUUGAGAAGAUGGAAAAGGGAUCCAUUGGGUCAAAAUUUUCAGAUAGAACCAAUCCACUUGAUAAACAUGUUGAUGUCCUGAUCAAGAAGUAUGGAUUGUCUGCUCACCCACUCACUCCUCAGAUGUUUGGGAGUGCUGGAAAAGAACAUAUGGAAAAAUACGGAACAAAAAUUGAACACUUUGCAAAAAUUGGAUGGAAAAAUCAUAAACACUCAGUUAAUAACCCGUAUUCCCAGUUCCAAGAUGAAUACAGUAUAAAUGAUGUAAUGAGAUCUCGAAGUGUUUUUGAUUUUUUGACUGUCUUACAAUGUUGUCCCACUUCAGAUGGUGCUGCAGCAGCAGUUUUGGCUAGUGAAGAGUUUGUAGACAAGUAUGGCCUGCAAUCUAAAGCUGUGGAAAUUGUGGCACAAGAGAUGAUGACUGAUUUUCCAAGCACGUUUGAAGAAAAAAGUGUUAUUAAAAUGGUUGGCUACGAUAUAAGUAAAGAAGCUGCCAGAAAAUGCUAUGAAAAAUCUGGCCUGAGACCAAGUGAUAUUGAUGUAAUAGAACUUCAUGAUUGCUUUUCUGUCAAUGAACUCCUUACUUAUGAAGCAUUGGGCCUCUGUCCAGAAGGACAAGGUGGAACACUGGUUGAUAGAGGAGAUAAUACUUAUGGAGGGAAAUGGGUCAUAAAUCCUAGUGGUGGAUUGAUUUCAAAGGGACACCCACUGGGAGCUACAGGUCUAGCUCAGUGCGCCGAGCUCUGCUGGCAGCUGAGAGGGGAGGCCGGAAAGAGGCAAGUUCCUAGUGCAAAGGUUGCUCUGCAGCACAACUUAGGCCUCGGAGGAGCUGUGGUUGUCACAAUCUACAAGAUGGGGUUUCCUGAAGCUGCCAGAUCACAUCAGAUUCAGGCUGUGCCCACCAGCUCAGCAGGUGAUGGAUUCAAGGCAAACCUUGUCUUUAAGGAGAUUGAGAAGAAGCUUGAAGAGGAAGGUGAACAGUUUGUGAAGAAAAUUGGUGGUAUUUUUGCAUUCAAGGUGAAGGAUGGCCCUGGGGGUAAAGAAGCCACCUGGGUGGUGGAUGUGAAGAAUGGCAAAGGAUCAGUGCUUCCAAACUCAGAUAAGAAGGCCGACUGCACAAUCACCAUGGCCGACUCAGACUUGCUGGCUUUGAUGACUGGUAAAAUGAAUCCUCAGUCGGCCUUCUUUCAAGGAAAAUUGAAAAUCACUGGCAACAUGGGCUUGGCGAUGAAGUUGCAGAAUCUUCAGCUUCAGCCAGGCAAAGCUAAGCUGUGAAGAACUCCCUCUGGCAACUUUGGAAAGCCAAGAUGAGAUAUAUAGAUAUAUAUCCAUAUAUUUCAUUGUCAGGACUUAGACUGAAGCUGUACAUUGGCAAAUAGUGUGAGAUAGAUUUGUUGUUAAAUGGGUGUGACCAAUCAUGUUUUCCUAAGCUCUCAGUGAACAGAGUCUGAUGUGUACUACUGAUUUACGGAAUUGCAUACACAUAUGCAUGACAAAGUUAAUACAGUGAUUAUGGUUUGGAGAAAAUCUGAGUUUCAGAAUAAAAUUAAGAACAAUAAAAUCUAAAGACUAAACAAAAGCUCUCGUUUUGCUUAGAAGUAAUAUUUAAGGGUUAUUCUGUUUGGAGAUUCAACUUGAGAGCUUUCCUUGGGAGAACUAAGGAAGAAAAAGAAUCCCUAACUGACCAGUACUUACUGUGGUGCACUUAACAAUCUUCAUUGAUUUCCCAUAAACAGCUCUUCAAAUUCUGUACUAGGAUUUUAAAAAAGACUUUAAAAAUUUGCAUUUCAUGCCCUCAGAAACAAUUUUUUCUUCCCAAAUAAAAGAAUUAUGAUCAGAGCUUGGGGAAAAAUUUAUGGCUGAACACAGGCCUAUUUUUAAAGUAAAAAUAUUUUUAAAAUAGGUUUCUUCCUCAAAAAAUCAGGGCACUAGAGUCAUAAAAUGCUGUUGCUAAAAAUAAUUGAACAAAUAAAGUUUGUUUUUAGAUGAACAGUUU